Molecule: messenger RNA, 742 nt
Organism: Microdochium trichocladiopsis
Lineage: Eukaryota; Fungi; Ascomycota; Sordariomycetes; Xylariales; Microdochiaceae
Exons: 1
Coding region: 156-656 (166 amino acids)
Source: RefSeq, a predicted model, not a curated record
AUGCGUUCGGGAUUAUAUACAGAGCUUCACGCUUCACGCACCCAACCAUGGCUGGCACUGAUCCCAUCUCGAGUACCCACGCAUAACUGCAUGACCGCGGCCUGUACAUACGCUUCAAUAUCUAUGACCAAAAAACAGUUCGCCUUAAAUUUUAUAUGAUACAAGAAGAACACAAAGCACCGGAUGGCCUUGUCAACGGUGAACCUGACGCUGCUGCUCGUCUGAUGCCCCGCAGUGUAGCAGUGCGUGCUUCGACUCGGCCUCUGUCCUCCAUCCGCUUGCAUUUUUCCAAUCUCUCCUGUCUCACUAGCUGUCUAGAAUGUUUCCGCUCUGGAACCGUGUCGGUGCUCUGUGGGGAUUUUGUUCUUUUCUUUUGUACAAAGGGUCGUCCAAUCGUUCUUCAGGUUAUAGUACAUUUUCACAAAUUGCCUCCUGCGGUUACACCUCCGCCUGUAAUACAACGCGAGCCCUUCACUAGCCGGAGCCGGAGCCGGCCUGCUUCUUGCCCCCGUCGGUAUUGUUGUUGCCCUUCGCGCCAUUGUUUUCCGAAUUCGGCUUCUCGUGGCUGGUGCCGUCUGUGCCAGUGCUGCUGCCGGAGCCAUCCGGAUCGUGUCUGUGAGCAGGGUGGUUGGUCAGGUUGUGCCACAUGGACUUGAGGAAGCCCUCGUUCUGGUGAGAGGCAGGGUCGUCGUCCUUGGAGGCUUGUGAUGACGAGGGGGAGCUACAUCGUCGAGACCUUAGC